This is a messenger RNA of Hippoglossus stenolepis (Pacific halibut), 4186 nucleotides long. It is a transcript of the gene rhbdl3, whose product is annotated as rhomboid, veinlet-like 3 (Drosophila). The transcript has 10 exons. Gene Ontology annotation, molecular function: calcium ion binding; serine-type endopeptidase activity. NCBI's taxonomy places the organism in Eukaryota, Metazoa, Chordata, Actinopteri, Pleuronectiformes, Pleuronectidae. The record is from RefSeq and is a predicted model, not a curated record. Gene Ontology annotation, cellular component: membrane. The coding region runs from base 729 to 1973 and encodes 414 amino acids.
AAAAUCCUCCCUCUGCCUCCCUCUCUCCGCCCCCAUCCAUCCAUCCACUCUCUCUCCCUCCAUCUCUUCCAUAAGGACGCAUGCGACGUGUAGCAGCCAAACCGAGUCCCGGCCGCGUCUCCUGGAGCUGAACCAACCACCCCCAGCGCAGGAGCAGGAGGAGGAGGCGGUCGGCGUGUACCUCCCUCUCCCCCUCCUUUCCCCCGGCUUCUGGAGGCUCUGUGCCUGCACUCGGCGGAGAGGAGCAGACGUGUGUCCCCGCGCUGCGCCGCCUGCAGAAGCGUGCCAGAUGGAUCUGCGCUCCGCCACCGUCGCAUCUCUCUGAGUGCUCCGCCACCGUGCGCCCCCGGCUCCUCGAACUUGGACCGCAGUGUGUGUGUCCAGGCUCCUCUGCAGACCUCGGUCCCCGCUGAGUGAAGGAUUCAUGCUCCAGAACUACAUCAACUUUUACUCUGAGGGGGAAGGUUAAGGUGGAAACUUUGCCCUGUCUGUGGAAGUCCAUUGGGAAUACUCACCUUUUUUUUCCUUCUAUUUAGCUGUGUCUAAGAUUCCCCCUGCACUCAUUUGACUGUGCCAAAUUCCAACUUGGAUGCGUAAUGGUGCUCGGCUGGUUUACCUCCUGACGUGGCUGACGCAUAUAUUUGGGAGAUAGACUUGUGGGAUUGUAAACUACAGUAAUGUGGAGUCGUUCCUGAGGACCGAGUGUCUGCUGCUCUCCGCGGGAGUGUAUGGAGACGAGCAGCCCGAGGAUGACGGCCGGCCCCCGGGAGGCGCAGGUGAACUGCUCCCCGGCGGUGGCGGCCAACGCGGAGGGUGAGGAGAUCGAGGUUUUGGAAAGUACCGACGUCCUUCCAGUGGCUCCAGAGGACCAAUGGAAGUCUCUGUUUGACAAGUAUGACCCAGAGAACUCGGGCUUCAUCAGUACAGAGCGAUUCAGGGACCUUCUGGCGGCACACGGCUCCGAGCUCGACCCCCACAAACUGGAAGUCCUGUUGGCCCUCACCAAUGGAAAUGCUGACGGCAAAAUCUGCUACCAGGACUUUGUGAACCUGAUGAGUAACAAGCGCUCCAACAGUUUCCGGAGGGCCAUCCUGCAGGGGAGCAGGCAGCUGAAAGGCUGCAGUCUCAGGGAUGAGGUCGGCCUGGGGCUCUCGCAACGGCUGGUCCGACACGUCGCCUAUGAGACGCUGCCCCGCGAGGUCGACCGCAAGUGGUACUUUGACAGCUACACCUACUGCCCCCCGCCGCUGCUCAUUCUGGCGAUCACCAUCGCUGAGGUGGCCGUGUUCAUGUACUACGGGUUCCAGCUGGACCGCUUGGUCCUGCAGGUGUCUAGCCCGUCAUUCCUAAAGAGCCCCUUACCCUACCACCCCCAGCUACGAGCCCAGGCCUGGAGGUACCUCAGCUACAGUUUCAUGCACACUGGCAUUGAACACCUAAGCCUCAACAUGGCCAUGCAGCUGCUGGUGGGAGUCCCACUAGAAAUGGUCCACGGAGCGCUGAGGAUCGGACUGGUCUACGUGUGUGGUGUGCUGGCAGGGUCAUUGGCGGUGUCCGUCACAGAUAUGACGGCUCCAGUGGUCGGGUCCUCUGGGGGAGUGUACGCACUGGUCUCAGCGCACUUGGCUAAUGUUGUAAUGAACUGGUCGGGAAUGAAGUGUCAGUUUAAGCUGUUCCGGAUGGCAAUGGCUCUGGUGUGCAUGAGUGUAGAGUUUGGUCGGGCGGUGUGGUUGCGGUUCUACCCGCCGGCCUUUCCUCCCUGCCCCAACCCCAGCUUUGUAGCGCACCUGGGAGGGGUGGUGGUCGGCCUGACGCUGGGCGUGGUGGUCCUGCAGAACUACGAGCAGCGGCUCCAGGAACAGUCCCUGUUUUGGAUCUUUUUCUGCGUCUACACCUUGUUUGUUCUUUGCGCCGUCUUCUGGAACAUUUUCGCCUACAGCCUGCUUGAUGUCAGACUGCCCCCGCCGCCUUGACUUCACUAUUAGAGGCAGAUGAGACACUGUAUCCCCCCUUUACUACUCCAUCAGUAGAGGUCUGACCGCCCAGCUGGAGGAGUCACCUCACCCCUCCUACUUGCUUCAUCAUGGGGGGAUCGGAGUUGUUGAACAGCCACCUCACCUCUACAUCCCCUACUCUGAUGCAGGGAUUCCGACUUGCUGCAGGCCUCUCUGUCAUCGUACAUUUUUCAUCCCACCUGCCACAUCUGAGGCUAAGCCUUACCAUCGCCAAGUUUCCCUCCACCUGCUCUUUUGCCUCAUCUGUGUUGGAUGCUCGGCUGAAGAGUAUCAGCUGGUGGGGGACGUUUGCUGACAACACUGUGCUGACACAGGAGAAGCCUCGGAUCUAACACAACAACAAGAAGCAGGAACGGCCCCAUCCACAUGGAUUAACUUCCUCUGCCUCCUCCUCCUCAAUCCAACAGUGCCUGCUGGCGACAUCGGCGUAAUGAAAGUAUUUCUGCACAGUUGCCUCUUGUGCAGGGUAACGGCAGCAACAACUGUCUUCAGACAAAACAAGUUCCGAAACAUCCUGUUGUCUGCCUGUGCCCUCUUCAUUAGUAAAGAAAGAAUGAGGUACUAUGAUAAUUUAGGCUUUGAUUUGUCAUCAUUACAAGCAGCUAAUAACACAUGAGGUCACUAAUAAGGAGAAGUAUGUUUUUUUUCCUAUCCUUUAUUAAAGAGUGUGGUCUUUCAGUUUGAAAGCAGAACUUAUUGAUUUCACUUUCAGAUUUUGCAAUGCUUUCACUCAAAACCCUGCGCUUGCACUCAUGUAGCCGCUGCUUGUGCUUGGAUCUGCUCAGCUUGUGCUGUAACUAUGCACUUACACUCAGAUAUUUUGUUGCUUGGACAGAUUUUCUGCGCUCAAGCUUCAGCUGUUCUCCUCGUGCUCUCACACUACUACUGUGCACGUGAGAAACGUGUUCUCAUUACGAAAAAAGAAAAUAAUUGAGAUUCUUGAUUUAGCUGUGCUAUGUGGACCAGCUAUUUGAUGGACUCCUGCGACCUGAUGAACUCCUUCUCCAUGAAGGUAUCAUGCUUUUCCUUCUACUCCUGGUGUAGCAAUAAAGCCAUGGAGGGCGGGAGUGCAUUAAAGUAACCUUUACAGGACUCUCCAAAAAAUAAAGCUAACACAGUCGCAACGAGGGCGUCAUUUGUCAACACUACGCCCUGGCAUUCUAUUGGUUAAAGAAAUUUGACAGACUUGUUGCCCAAAAAAAUCUAAGCAAGCGUAGGGUUUUGAGUGAAAGCAUGACAAAAUCUAGAUGUGAAAUCAAUAAGCUGCUCCCAAACUGAAAGCGUGCUCUUGAAUAAAGAAUCCUUGCAGAAACCUCUUUAAGUUUCACAGUAUAGAGAGAUCAUGGAAUAUAUAGAUUAUAGCAGCCGUCAUAAGUGAUUAUGAAUUUACCUUUGAAGGAAAGUCUAGGUUCAGUGUUACCUUCAGCUUCUGGCACUUCCCCAGAGGAGGAUUGAUAUGUGAUCAACGUUCUAUGAAACUCUAACUUUUGUCUUUGACAUUUGUGUGUGUGUUGUGUAUGCGUGGAGUGUGACAUCUGUUAACAUCGUGUGUGUACUGAUUAAAACAGAAAGAAGCAGAAGUGCCAAUUCAGACUUUUUAAAAGAAAUGAUGCCAAAAUCUUGCUACAAGCACCAGGGGGAAGAUCCCCCGGAGACAAGUAUUGCUUUUGUGUAAGGAAAUUUAAUUUACUCUAAAGAGACGAGCGUGGAACAGCACAGGAGUGGAGUCAAACUCUUGUCAUUAGCUGUGAUUUUAGUGAUGGUUGAAAACUGCAAAGAAGUGACAGAAGUUUAUUUAUUGAUCAGUGAAGUGGUGGAUUGAGGUCAGUGGGAUGAAACAAAUUAAAACAUUCACCCAUGGGGGCAGUUGGGUCUUUUUCUCAUUACCAAAUGUAGAAAAGCACACGCGCCUGACCUCAACUAUGUCCGGGCUGGGGUCCUUUAACUCUCAGUCGAGAAGGCGGUGUUCGGGGGGUGAAGAAGCAAAUCAAUGCUCUCUCAUUAGUUCCUGUCACAACUUGAAAUUGUUAAUUGAUCAAACUGGGAUAGAAAGCAACCCCAGCCCUGAGCUGUAAGUCUCAAACUGUACUGUACUGUAACCUCAUGCUACACUGGUACCUGCUUCGCACAGACUUUAAUAUAAUAUGAUUAAAUACAGAUUAAUAUUUUAA